Molecule: messenger RNA, 291 nt
Organism: Penicillium antarcticum
Lineage: Eukaryota; Fungi; Ascomycota; Eurotiomycetes; Eurotiales; Aspergillaceae
Exons: 1
Coding region: 1-291 (96 amino acids)
Source: RefSeq, a predicted model, not a curated record
AUGGGACAUAAUCCUCAUAAGAGGAAGCUCCGUGAUGCGCUAGAGCGGAUAUGGAACACAGUAAAGGCUCGGUACCGCGAGAACCCGGAUAUGUCUGGAGAAGAGUUAUACAGCAUUUCUUGUGAGAUUGCUAAGCAGGAAGGCUGGGAUUUCGGUGCUGAUAUUGCCGGUCAUCUGGUUGGGUCGUUCCCUCAUGAGCGGAUUCCGCGAGACCGGACGUCUCUCUAUAUCACCAAGGGCAAUAACGAGUCAAUGGGUCUGUCUGGUCGUGAUGGAUCCAAGCGUCAUUGA